UUCAUGCGCAAACUGCGUGGUGGAUCCUGCGCUGCCGUUUGGUUUCACUGACACACUCACCAUUACGUUGGACAAUGCUGCGGGUCAGGUGUCUGAGAGGAGGUAGCAGGGGGGCCGAGGCUGCCCAUCUGAUCGGAGCCAUGCUUGGCCGGGCGGUGACUGGAUGGGCUCAGAGGGCCUUCCAGAGCACCUCGAGUGCUGCAGCUGCGCAGCCGCAGCGCGCCGUUGAAGAGGAACAUGUUACUGAGCCCAUCCCGCAGGAGUGUCCUGUGUGCAGCUACAAUGAAUGGGACCCCCUUGAGGAGGUGAUCGUGGGUCGUGCUGAAAACGCCCAAGUGCCUCCCUUCACUGUGGAAGUGAAAGCUAACACUUAUGAGAAGCACUGGCCCUUUUACCAGAAGCAUGGGGGCCAGUCUUUCCCUGCGGACCACUUGAAAAAAGCCGUAGCCGAGAUUGAAGAAAUGUGCAAUAUACUGCGCCACGAAGGCGUCACCGUGAGGAGGCCGGAGCCCAUCGACUGGUCCCUGGAGUACAAAACUCCAGACUUCACAUCAUCUGGCAUGUAUGCUGCUAUGCCCAGAGACAUCCUUAUGGUCGUGGGGAAUGAGAUUAUUGAGGCUCCUAUGGCCUGGAGGGCUCGCUUCUUUGAGUACCGAGCCUACAGACCUUUGAUCAAGGAGUACUUCAGAAAAGGUGCUAAAUGGACCACUGCUCCUAAACCCACCAUGGCUAAUGAGCUGUACGACCAGGGCUACCCCAUGCACACAGUGGAGGACAGACACAAGCUGGCCGCCCAGGGGAAGUUCGUGACCACAGAGCACGAGCCCUGCUUUGAUGCUGCCGAUUUCAUCCGAGCUGGGAGGGAUCUGUUUGUCCAGAGGAGUCAGGUUACAAAUUACAUGGGAAUUGAGUGGAUGCGUCGCCAUCUGGCUCCGGACUACAAGGUCCACAUAAUCUCAUUCAAGGACCCUAACCCCAUGCACAUCGAUGCCACUUUUAACAUCAUCGGGCCAGGACUGGUGCUGUCAAACCCUGACCGUCCAUGUCACCAGGUUGACAUGUUCAAGAAGGCUGGCUGGACUAUUGUGAAACCCCCGACACCUUUGAUUCCUGAUGACCACCCACUGUGGAUGUCCUCCAAAUGGCUGUCCAUGAAUGUCCUGAUGCUGGAUGAGAAGCGCGUUAUGGUUGACGCCAACGAAAGCACCAUUCAGAAAAUGUUUGAGAGUCUCGGUAUCCAGACCAUAAAGGUGAGCAUUCGUCAUGCCAAUUCCCUGGGUGGCGGCUUCCACUGCUGGACAACCGAUGUUCGCCGCCGUGGUACCCUGCAGUCCUACUUCCACUAGCCUUGCCAGAAAUAGGCAGUUUCUAUUGAGCUUUUAAGAAUCUUAAUACCACUUUGAUUAGCAAAUCUUUAUUGUCAGUGAAUAUUGUGUGUGUGCAUACAGAUUAAUGAACGGUGGAGCUUUAGGAUCUACUUUUGGCAGAUUUCUACGUUAAAAAGUAGACUGGUUUGAUUUGUGUGUUUGGGGGUCACAUACUCAGUCUAAUCUGUUAACAGUUUAAUCUCCCAACCUGCAUGAAA
This is a messenger RNA of Scatophagus argus, 1585 nucleotides long. It is a transcript of the gene gatm, whose product is annotated as glycine amidinotransferase (L-arginine:glycine amidinotransferase). The record is from RefSeq and is a predicted model, not a curated record. Gene Ontology annotation, cellular component: mitochondrion. Gene Ontology annotation, molecular function: amidinotransferase activity. The transcript is spliced from 9 exons. Bases 75 to 1346 code for a protein of 423 amino acids. Lineage: Eukaryota; Metazoa; Chordata; Actinopteri; Scatophagidae.